Messenger RNA from Orycteropus afer afer, 1587 nucleotides. NCBI's taxonomy places the organism in Eukaryota, Metazoa, Chordata, Mammalia, Tubulidentata, Orycteropodidae. The record is from RefSeq and is a predicted model, not a curated record.
AUGAGUGAGGGACUCUCACAGGAGGAGGAGGAGGAGGAGAAGGAUGCUUUUAUUGAAGAAUGCCAACUAGAGGAGAAGCUGUUGGAGACAGACAGGCAAAAGCUACAUGAGGAGUGGUUGCUGAGAGAGCACAAGGCACAAGAAGAAUUCCGAAUAAAGAAAGAAAAGGAAGAGGCUGCUAGAAAACGGCAGGAAGAACUAGAGAGAAAGUUAAAGGAAGAAUGGGAAGAACAGCAGAGAAAAGAGAAAGAAGAAGAGGAGCAGAAACUCCAGGAGAAGAGAGCAAGAGAGGAAGCUGUGCAGAAGAUGCUGGAUCAGGCUGCAAAUGAGUUGGAAAAUAGUACCACAUGGCAAAACCCAGAACCUCCCUUGGAUGUAAGAAUAAUGGAGAAAGAUCGAGCUUAUUGUCCAUUCUACAGUAAAACAGGAGCGUGCAGAUUUGGAGAUAGGUGUUCACGUAAACAUAAUUUCCCAACAUCGAGUCCCACCCUUCUUAUAAAAAGCAUGUUUACAACAUUUGGGAUGGAGCAGUGCAGAAUGGAUGACUACGACCCCGACGCAAGUCUGGAGUAUAGCGAAGAGGAAACAUACCAGCAGUUCCUCGAGUUCUAUGACGAUGUGCUCCCUGAGUUCAAGAACGUGGGGAAAGUGGUUCAGUUCAAGGUCAGCUGCAACUUUGAACCUCAUCUUAGGGGCAACGUGUAUGUUCAGUAUCAAUCGGAAGAAGAAUGCCAAGCAGCCUUUUCUCUGUUCAAUGGACGGUGGUAUGCAGGACGACAGCUGCAGUGCGAAUUCUGCCCGGUGACCCGAUGGCAAAUGGCAAUUUGUGGUUUAUUUGAGACGCAACAGUGUCCAAGAGGAAAACACUGCAACUUUCUUCAUGUGUUCAGAAAUCCUAACAAUGAAUUUUGGGAAGCUGACAGAGAUAUGUACCUGUCCCCAGAUCGGACAAGCUCAUCCUUUGGGAAGAACUCAGACAGGAGAGAGAGGAUGGGCCACCAUGACGACUACUAUAGCAGGCUGAGGAUUAGACGAAGCCUUAGUUCAGACCAUUCCUACAAAAGAAACGGGGAGUCUAAGAGGAAAAGUAGUCACAGGGCGAAGAAAUCUCACAAGCACGGGCUGAAAAGUCAGGAAAGGCACAACUCCUGGAGCCGCGGAAGAAACAGAGACCGCAGCCGCAGCCGGAGCCGGAGCCGCAGCCGCAGCCGCAGCCGUGGUGGGCGGAGGUCGGGCAGCAGAGACAGAAAUAACCACAGUCUCAAAGCACUGCACCCGGCAGCCGCCAGCCCAACACUACUACACCAUGGCCUCCGUUACGAGCUUGCCUACAGCUACUUGGCCCUCACAGCACACGACGAUGAGGUGACCAUCACGGAGGAUGAGAUCAAUGCCCUCAUGGAGGCAGUGGGUGCCAAUGUUGAACCUUUCUGGCCUGGCUUGUUUGCCAAGGCCCUGGCCAACAUCAACAUCGGGAGCCUUAUCUGCAGGGUAGGGGCUGGUGGGCCUGCCCCAGCUGCGGCGGAGAAAGUGGAAGCCAAGAAAGAAGAAUCUGAUGAUGACACGGGUUUUGGUCUUUUUGACUAA